Molecule: messenger RNA, 1346 nt
Organism: Phanerochaete carnosa HHB-10118-sp
Lineage: Eukaryota; Fungi; Basidiomycota; Agaricomycetes; Polyporales; Phanerochaetaceae
Exons: 1
Coding region: 54-446 (130 amino acids)
Molecular function (GO): protein binding
Source: RefSeq, a predicted model, not a curated record
GCUCCACGGCUGGCUCGCGCUCUCCCUCCCUGCGGCGACCUUUCUCCUCCCUGAUGACGAUAUCCACGCGCAGCCGCGGUCGCAGCGAUACCGGAAACACGCCGAACAAGAGGCAAAAGGUGGAGGAGCACGUCCAAGAAGCGCCUCCGCCAGAAGAGGCUCAGCCAGUAGUCGGCGAACGCCAUGCCAGUCUCUGGUUCGACGAAGGAAACGUCGUGCUCGCGGCCCAGGGGAAGUCGUUCAAGCUUCAUUCCGGCGUGCUCGCACACCAUUCGAAAGUCUUCAGGGACCUCCUGAGCGCGCCUGCCCUCGCGAGUCUACAAGAGAGGCUGGAUGGCUGCCCGGUGUUGCGGACGGAUGACAACGGAGACGUGCUCGCGCAGCUGCUGCAAAUCGUCUAUGAUGGUGCCAAGAGGUGCGCAGUGCUUCUUUUACUCUGGCUGUGAUGUUACAUCUAUCUUCCAGUGGCUGGUUCGGUCGCAAAAGAGAGGUCAUCAAGUUUCGCGACCUACGAUUGGUCACUAUCAUUGCGGCGAAAUAUCAGGUACAAGAGGUGCUGAACGAGGCUAAAGACCGGCUCAGGCUGUAUUACCCGUCUAACAGCCUGAGAGAAUGGCGCCAAGUCCGAUUCCAUGGCGACCCUGGGGCGAAAUGCGACUCGUUAUGCAUUCGUUUUCCCGACUCAAUCGCUGUUGUCCACUUAUGCAGGCUUCUUGGGGCGCACGAAAUACUUCCGGUAGCACUGUACGAGUGUUGUAGGCAGGACGAUCAAGAAGCCCUGGUCCGCGGUGUCGUCUAUGAUGAAGAGGUUGUCCGUCUGACUGAAGACGACAUACUACUUUGUCUAGCUGCUCGACAUCGGCUCUACCAAGAGAGCGCACAGAUAGUCAAGACAUUCAUCGAUUUCCGCCCCCCUGCGUGACGCUCAUUCGCACACACCUGGCACCCAGUGUCAGAGGGUAGUCAAAUCGAUCAUCCUCCAUGGCUUCGAUCGCAACAUGGUGACCGAUGUGAAUCCUCUGGAUCUUGGGAACACGUUCUUGAACAGGGAUGCGAAGCAGAAGCUGUGUAUCCUCUGCCAGCAUGUGCUGCAAGCUGCAUUGGACGAUCGAACAGAAGCAGUUUGGAGGAAGCUUGGGGAGAUAUUUCACGUGGAUCACUGGCCACCUAACGACGCUAGUAGGAACAGCUCAAACAACGACAACGGUGCAGUCAGUGGCUCCGGUAUCAAUGCAGUCGUUAAGGACCACACUGACUUAUAUUCGCUUAGUAACCAUAAGCGCGGGUGGACAACUAGCUUGCCUCGGUGCGUUUUCUCGGAUGAUAUAUACACAGCAAAGCUUGCU